Molecule: messenger RNA, 1500 nt
Organism: Condylura cristata (star-nosed mole)
Lineage: Eukaryota; Metazoa; Chordata; Mammalia; Eulipotyphla; Talpidae
Gene: GABRE
Product: gamma-aminobutyric acid (GABA) A receptor, epsilon
Exons: 9
Coding region: 1-1485 (494 amino acids)
Biological process (GO): nervous system process; signal transduction; synaptic transmission, GABAergic
Cellular component (GO): GABA-A receptor complex; dendrite membrane; synapse
Molecular function (GO): transmitter-gated monoatomic ion channel activity involved in regulation of postsynaptic membrane potential; GABA-A receptor activity; benzodiazepine receptor activity
Source: RefSeq, a predicted model, not a curated record
AUGCAGCCCAAACUUCUGAUCCUGCUGGGCCUGGCCAUCUUCUUCCCGUCGGGGAUCAAAGGCUCCGACGUGGAGGCGGAGAACGAACCGUCUGCCCCUGGCCGUGCCGUCUACAGCCCUACACUCCCGGGUCCUGUAACGCUCCUGCCCGAAGAAAGCAAGACCACAGCUGUGGGUCUCCCCAGCACAGCCAGCAAAAUGGCAACGGCCACUGAAAUCCUGGACUCCAUACUGCGCAACUACGACCACAGGCUGCGCCCCGGCAUUGGCGAGAGGCCCACUGAGGUCACUGUCAGUCUCGCCGUCAACACCCUGGGACCCAUCUCUAUCAUGGACAUGGAAUACAACAUCGACAUCACCUUCUGCCAGACCUGGUACGACGAGCGCCUCCGUUACAAUGGCAGUGUCGACAGCUUCGUGCUUUCUGGCAACUUGGUGAGCCAGCUGUGGGUCCCAGACACCUUCUUCAGAAAUUCGAAGCGUGUCUACGAGCAGCUGUUCGCCGUGCCCAGCCAGAUGGUCCGCAUCCACAGGGAUGGCAGGGUCUUGUACACGAUCAGGAUGGGCAUUGAUGCCGGGUGUGCACUGCACAUGUUCAAAUACCCGCUGGACUCUCACACUUGCCCUCUGUCUUUCUCGAGCUUCUCCUACCCUGAGGAUGAGAUGGUCUAUAAGUGGGAUGAUUUCGAGCUUGAGAUCACUGAGGAGAACUCGUGGAAGCUGUUCCAGUUUGACUUCACAGGUGUGAGCAACAAGACCGAGACCCUCACCACCAUCUCUGGUGACUACAUAGUCCUGACGCUGUUCUUCAACGUGACCCGGCACUUCGGCUAUGUGGCCUUCCAGAACUACGUCCCUUCCUCCGUGACCACCAUGCUGUCCUGGGUCUCCUUCUGGAUCAAGAAGGACUCUGCUCCUGCCCGGACCUCUCUAGGGAUCACCUCUGUCCUCACCAUGACUACUUUGGGCUCCUUCACCCGGAAGCAUUUCCCCCGCGUCUCUUACAUCACUGCCUUGGAUUUCUACAUCGCCGUCUGCUUCGUCUUCUGCUUUUGCGCGCUGAUGGAGUUCGCUGUGCUCAACUUCCUCACCUACAACCACACAAGAUCCCGCCGCGCGCCGAAGCUGCGCCAUUCUCGCAGCCUCACCCGCGCCCGCGCCGCCAGCCGUGCCCGUGCCCGUGCCCUGCAGCAGGAAGCCUUUGUGUGCCAGGUGGAAGAGUCAGUGGAGGAAGAGGAGGAGCAGGAGCAGCUGUCCUGCCCUGCCCAGCAGUCGCUGGGCCUGGGGAGCACCCAGCGCGCCCGCGGCUGCUGCAAGUGGUACCAGAAGUACCUGUGCAGGGUCCCCUGCUGCCAGGGCGGCCUGUGGCAGAAGGGCCGCCUGUACAUCCACGUGUACCGCCUGGAUAACUACUCGCGCGUGCUUUUCCCCGUGACCUUCUUCUUCUUCAAUGUGCUCUACUGGCUCGUCUGUCUUAACUUAUAGGUGCCGGCUGGCACC